Molecule: messenger RNA, 3285 nt
Organism: Scaptodrosophila lebanonensis
Lineage: Eukaryota; Metazoa; Arthropoda; Insecta; Diptera; Drosophilidae
Gene: ssp6
Exons: 4
Coding region: 265-2649 (794 amino acids)
Molecular function (GO): protein binding
Source: RefSeq, a predicted model, not a curated record
AGUUAUGAAUAACGGAGGGCCAAGUGCAAUAUUUAAUAAAUUACGGCCCUGGAAGAGCGUUUCGUUUGCGCUGGUCGGCGAAAGAAAUUGAAAUUUUCGGUAUUUGUCGGUAUCUGUCGUUAGCAGACGUCGGGAACUUUUUAGAAUUAUCAACAUCAAAGAUUGUCGAGUGCACACGCAUAAAUUUGGAUAAGUCAUUAGUUCAAAGGCGAUGAUGAUGGCUGCAUGAAAAAUCAAUAGACGUUCUGACUCAAGAGCCCGACAAUGGCCAGCGCAAAGCCUAUAAGCAGUAGCUGCCAGAGCAUUGCAACAGCUACCGGCAGCAUCUUAACGGCCGCCUGCACGCCGAGCAGUAGCGGACACGGCCACUAUGUAAAUGGCACGGGCAGUCUAGGGCGCCUAAAGUAUCACCACAAGCACAAAAGUCUCGACGCUAGUGAUGAGGACCUAGAGUAUGCGCAGCUAUCGCAGUCCACUCAUCUUCUUGGGCGCUACAAAUCUGACCGCUUUCUGGCCUCUAAGCCUGACGAGGAUCGCCGCCGUCGCACUAUUAUAGUUGAAAAGAAAAAUGACUCCUACGGUUUUACACUGCAGAGCUAUGGCAUACAUUAUAAGAGAGAUGAGGAACUUGAUAUGAUCACAUAUGUUGACUACGUGGAGUAUGGAGGUCCAGCGGCCUGCUCUGGCAUGCGCGAGGGCGACGUCAUACUUUCCAUUAACGGUACCGAUAUGGAAAAGGCUGAUCAUAAGACCAUCGUUGAGUUUAUCAAACAAUGUGACUCACGAAUGCGUAUGGUGGUGCUUUUCGAGGAUUGCGUCAAAAAGGUGGACUUACACAUGCGCUACAUCCAGUUGCAAAGCAUGUUGCAAAACAAGAUGAAUGAACUAGAACGCGUGUGUCAGCGUGAGCGGGAGCUCCUGGAGGGCAAGUGGAAGACCCACAGUUUGCCGGCGCGUAAAAAGGCUACCGCCGGCACAACGCCCAUGGCUGGUGAGGACAUGGUGCCAGUACAGGGUGGCGAUGGAACCACUUUGAGUUAUUUCCGGCCUACUCUUUCCACUGAGGAUGUAGCGAACAUACAGGCUCGACAGCAGGCUAUGCAUUCCCAGGGUAUAAUCCCACCGCCGGCCCAGUUCAUGCUCACCUACCAGUACAUGGAUCCAACGUACCGUUAUGUGCUGCAGCCCACCCAUACCGAAGGCUACAUUCACGGAUCGGCAGAUUUGCAGCGUAGUUCCAGUGAUCAGCAGCAAAAGCAGCGCUAUUUGCUGCAUCGGGCAGAAUCAGUCGAAACGACAACGGCCAGCCAGGCUACGUUGCAAUAUCAAAGCCAACAGCUGAGUGGUGAUAGUAAGGCGACAACGACUAAACCACCGGCACCACCGCCGCGCACCUGUGAGAAACACAAGCCACCAGGCAAAGUAAAAUCUCAAUCGAAGUCGGGGAAGAGCGAGAAAUCUGCGAGUAAACAUUGCCAUCAGAGCCAUUCAUGCAAUCCCUGUCUGGGACAUUUUCGAUGGAAAUCCACUGAGAAAUCGGUUGCUGGAAAUGCGGAUAAUGUUAGCCUGGAUGCUUACGACCUGGCCAGCCCCUGUUGUGACACUCAUUGCGUGCCAACGAGACGCCGCCAUCGUCAGUGCAAGGAACAGGCGCACAAGCACACGCAUCGGGAGAGUGAGCGGGAGCGUUCGGAGAAGAAGGAGCAGCGUUCAAAGUCGCAGGCGACUUCAAAUGGAGCUGCCGGCGGCCAUCAGCAUCACCAACAUCAUCAGCACCACCAACACCACCAUCAUCAUCAUCACCAUGAUCGUGCACAGCCCCAUCAGGCGCACUCUCAGGCCAGUAGCACCCGUUCCCGUUAUUUUGAUCUAGCCUCGGGCUUGGCCAGCCACUGCAGUCUGCACUCUUGCACCUCCAGCGAGUUUGCACCACCAGAUUCGGCUUCCUACACCACAUCCAUCAGCACAGACACACUCUUCUGGGAUCCCAAAAGCGACAUGACCCAAGCUUCGCGUCAGCCCUCCACAAAGUCGCGCCAAUCCUAUGAGCAACAACAACAACAACAGCCACAGCAACACUCACCACACCAACAUCACAACCACAGUGGUGUCUACCACGUAACCGCUGUGCAGCCAUCGCAGAUUUAUCCCAACACCAUAUCGUACGUACAUAAGCCCAAGUCCUGGGACAAUUUGGCCACCAAAGCCAUUGGGGGCUAUGGAUUUGGGUACGGAUAUCUAGAUACUGUGGUAGUUAAGCCACCGGUCAAGCUACAAGUGGCUCAGCAGCGUCACUCCAUGCCGAGACGCAACCCUUACGGCCGCUAUUCCACAUAUGGCGAUGUCGAGGACUACGCACCACCACCCACAGAGUUUGUGGGCGAGCUCACCACCACCACAACAACUACCAUAACCGCAAAGUCUACAGAGGAGCUACUAACAGCCUGUGAGUGUCUGACACCGCAACAACAACAGGCCCUCAAGGCCGCACAAUAUCAACUCAGCCAGAAUCAAAAGUUGUCUCAUCAGAAUUCGUGCCAAAUGGGCUAUUACUCACACCUGCCACCUCCCACCACAGAUGUGGGCACUUCGACCAUGCAGCAGUCGCUCAAUGAUGGGACUGCAGUAUCGGAAGCAACACGCUUGUAGGUUCACCUUCUUUAGGCAGAAUAGGACCAUUUGGCUCUUUGGAAAGUUUUUCAGUGGGUGCUUUUGUAUGGAUUCUACCUAUCACCAGGUUGUGCGGGCUUUUUAUUUGCAUAAGGAGGACGUUUUAUGUGAUGUCAAAUGUUCUUACUUUAAAUUCUGUAGAAAUCGGCAUUCCAAUCAUAUCUUUUGAUGCAUUGCAUAAGCUAGAACUUAUUUAAACACCCUUUUUCCACAAAAAAGAAAUUGCACCUAGUUUUAAACUGCGCAUAACAGAAAACAUUUCGGCAUUAUUUUAUAUCUUUGCUGCACUAAAUUUCCCUCCAAAAGAUGGUUGAAAUGUGGACCUACUGGAAUGAGUAGAACACAACGCAACGUUAACCAAAGCACAAUGUUAACUUUGAACUCGUCCGCUUGCCGUUAGAGCCAAUUGACAGCAGCAUGCAUACAUACUUAGGUACUUAUAUACAUAUGUACAUAUGUAUGUGCAUAAUUGUUGAGAGAAUUUUUUAUUUAAUGAUUUAAAGACUGAGAGCUAAGCGUGUAUUCCAAAUAUGCUAAGUGAAUAAUCAAUUUGUCAUAAACAUACAAAGAUAUUAGUUAGAGUGUUGAUUGCAGACCCAUAUACAUACAUACAUA